Bursaphelenchus xylophilus (pine wood nematode) is the source of this 1407-nucleotide messenger RNA. The record is from the annotation of a GenBank genome assembly. NCBI's taxonomy places the organism in Eukaryota, Metazoa, Nematoda, Chromadorea, Rhabditida, Aphelenchoididae.
AUGGUGGACAACCUGGUAGCCAGACGAGAAGCGGAAAAGGCGCUAGGCAUUUUCGAAAAGUAUAACACCAAGUUUUACCAGACAAUUGAAACGCACAUCAAGCCAAAGUUCCAGCACUGGUUAACAUCCCCUCCUCAAACCGACGAAAAUUUCUCGGCUACACUCGAUCAGCUAAAGAAGGCGGAGCUGGAAUACAGCUCAUGUCUGGAGCAAGUUGAAAAGUUGAGAAAGCUCACCGGACUGGAUGAGGAGACCGCAUUGAAGACCGAGAGGGACCAAGUUCUCCUCGAAGCCAUGCGAGACCUGUUAGAGCAAACGCGCAAAAGAGCGAGUGUGGUCCUCGGGAAGGUAAAGUUAUCCAACCAUCUGGUGGAAUCAUACUCGUUAGUGCAACUGGAAAAUGGGAAUUACGAGUGGCCCCGUGUCUUCGACACUCCCUUAUCCAACACUGAGGAACAAUCAACACCUUCAGGAGAGGAUUUACCUUCAAACCAAGUGCAACAUCCUCAAGUCAUCUUGCCGACUAAUUUCACCACUCAGUAUGAAGACCAGUUUUACAACGAGUUGGCAGCAAGUAGCAGCAGGCCCAUCGUUUCGCCCGAUAAUCCGGCGUCCCCGCUUGGCCAACACACUGCACACACUAACUCGUCAAACGCAUCACAAGGAGGUACAAGAAAUGCACCACUUCAGACGCAAGAGACAACGACUGCACCCACACAACUGGAGCAGUCUUUGCUCGCCGCCUUGGUCAAGCAGUUUCAGCCUCUGAUGCAACAAGCCAUCAACGAUGUGAUGAGCAAAACAAUGGCCGAUUCCGUGCAUCAAUCAGCCGGACAGAGGCACCAACAUCAACCAGAACCGGAUGCUGAAAGAUCCUCUAGCCGUCGCAGAGAUAAUCCAACACGCCGGUCGUCCUCCCGUUCUCGCGAUGACAGACGCAGAAGACGUAGACGACGAACAAGAUCCUACAGUUCGUCAUCCAGGUCAAGCUACGAUUCUGAUCGGGAAGACAGAGAUCACUCCCCCAGGAACCAUCGUCGGAGCAGUCGCCGAGUAAUCGAGCACAGGUCUGAUCCUGAGUUCGAUACCAGGUGUGCGAUCAAUGUAUUCCAAAAGGGACAGUUUAUAUGCAAAUGUAAAGAGUACUUUGAGAUGAGAGGCUCUCUCACCAAAGGUCUCCCAAAUCCGUCCGUCGAGAAGAUGAAAGAUUCGGAACAUUCGACAUGGCUGGUCUUCUUAACUCAUUUCAAUAUAGAUGUUGGGAACAACCCUAGUUUCCCACCAGCAAAGAAGAAUGCAUUCCUUCGCGAUCGACUCCUUCCAGCAGAAAGACUGGUGGCUCAUAUCGCGGAUCCUCAUCUUCAAUCUUACACUCGGACCAUGCAAGGGCACUUCUCUCCUUCAUAG